AUGCACACACACCACACGCCAUUCUUGCCGCACAAAUACACACACACCACACGCCAUUCUUCCCGCACAAAUACACACACACACACACACGCACACCACCUCCCACAGCAGCGGCCCUUCCCGUCAGCAGCCAUCCCCCCAUUCUGCUGUCGCCGACGACACCUCGACAGUGCGCCUCUGCACGCUCCGUUCUUCCUGCCGCUGUGCACUUACGUCAUCCCUUCUGCCGCCUUUGACAGCACCGUGAAGCCGCACCUGGCCGUUCACUUCGCUAGUCUCACCGGCAGCCCCGCCAGAACAAGCCAUGGAAUUUUCAAGGAGAAGCUCCCAUUUCAACGGCGUCUAGGGAGGCACUGCGUCAGGCGCGACCACCGGCCGGGAGAAGGCUGUGCCGCCGCCAUUUGUGGAGGCCGCCGAGUGGCUGUGAUAAGUGUUGUGCGGCUGAGGGAGGAUGAGGGAGAGUUGGUAUUGCAGCAAGGUUUGAAGGUAGAAAUCAGAAAUGGCAGGUCAACCAAACUCAAAGACUGGAACUGGGUAGUGAAUGGUCCAACUAAAAUCAAACAGGGAGCUGUGGGAACAGAUGUCUGGGUGGCUGAUCUAAUGGCAAAUGGUGGGAGGAAUUGGGAUGAGAGGUUGGUGAGGGGGUUUUUUCAGUUUUUGUUUUGUGUGGUGAUGUUGUAUCUAUUGGAUUUCAGCUCGUGUGGCUGCCUUCAGUGCAUUUGA
Striga asiatica is the source of this 723-nucleotide messenger RNA. The record is from the annotation of a GenBank genome assembly. NCBI's taxonomy places the organism in Eukaryota, Viridiplantae, Streptophyta, Magnoliopsida, Lamiales, Orobanchaceae.